AUGUGCAAGUUCAUGGAACUUGAGUUCUCCUGCUCCACUGCAGACAACCCGCAUCGGCUGGAAACUCCAGGGUUUCUCCCUUGUGACGAUUUUCAGAGCUGUGUAGUUGAACUGGUCACCCUCAAAAAGCCAGACCCGGAGAAAGGGUCGAACUCACGAGUAUUAGUGCGACACUACGAGAUUGUCAAAAUCGAUGGCGAUUGCCAGAAGUGCGCUGAGAGAAAGACCAAACUCAUACAGAACGAAGAAAGAAUCUUCCUAGAACUCAAGAAAGAGUCAGAAGACAGGAACAUGCUUCCAGAAGGCCUCGCGAAGGAUAGUCAGGAAAAAUUUGUAGAGGUCGAAAACCCGAACCAAACCCACCAAAACAAGACUGACAAUCAGCUUGAAACCAUCUGUGCCUCUGGACCUUGUCAAAGCCUCGCUAUUGUUUCCUCUGAUGGGCAACAAGGCAUGUUCUGCAAGAGACAUACCUGUAGCGCUACCGAAUGGGACUGUCUCUUGGAUAUCUCAACUACUCGUAUCAAUGCCCAGCCUUCGAUUUACUGCCCUGCGCAUACUUGCAACAGACUUCGCUGCGGUCUUCGCAUUGCAGAUCUCUCGACUCUUUACUGUACCAGGCACCAAACAGAGAUCUACAUGAAGUUUGCCUCUCUUCAGUAA
Messenger RNA from Fusarium poae, 663 nucleotides. RefSeq lists its product as uncharacterized. Lineage: Eukaryota; Fungi; Ascomycota; Sordariomycetes; Hypocreales; Nectriaceae. The record is from RefSeq and is a predicted model, not a curated record. The coding region runs from base 1 to 663 and encodes 220 amino acids. The transcript has a single exon.